This is a messenger RNA of Somion occarium, 1202 nucleotides long. NCBI's taxonomy places the organism in Eukaryota, Fungi, Basidiomycota, Agaricomycetes, Polyporales, Cerrenaceae. The record is from the annotation of a GenBank genome assembly.
GCGCGGAUAUAUGCCUUCGACCUUUACAGGACGGAGCUUUGAAAGUGAAAGUCAAACUGAAAGUCUUGAUUCAUGAAGAACUCGCGUUGGGAGCAAGAGGAGGAUCUAAUCUAAUCUAAGUACACGCGUAGAAGACAUUUCCCCGCUUUGCAACUUCACACCAUCUGUUGCUGCCUUCCCCGCUUUUUCAUAGACACAUAGACAUCCAUAUACCCCAAUCUUAACUCCAGGACACUGAAUAGAAGUACUGAGGAAAUCAUGUCCGAAGAAGAAGCACCCCAUAGCACUCUUCCAUACCCACCUCUUCACCAAGACAAGAAAUUUGUUGUUCUGUCCGAUUGGGAUGGAACGAUCACCAAUCGCGACUCAAACGAUUAUAUGACCGAUCACCUAGGUUAUGGUCAAGAAAAACGCAGACAAGGAAACUUAGAGAUUCUCUCCGGUAGAGUAACGUUUAGAGAUGCAUUCAAGGAGAUGUUAGACAGUGUUGUCGCGAACGGCCAUAGGUUUGAUGAAUGCGCUGAAGUCCUGAAACAAAACAUCACCCUUGACGUCGGCUUCAGGGACUUCUACGAUUAUUGCCAAGAGCACGAUGUUCCCGUUGUCAUUAUUUCCAGCGGAAUGGCACCCUUGAUUCGGGCUGUGUUGUCAAAGCUCAUCGGCAACGAAGAAGCUAAGAAUAUCGAAAUCGUCGCGAACGAUGCUGAUGUACGCGAGGAUGGAAGCUGGUCGAUCAAGUACCGUCAUCCUACCAGUGGAUUUGGUCACGACAAGAGCCAAGCCAUUCUUCCCUAUCGUCGUUUGCCCAACGCGCCUACCGUUUUCUUCUUCGGUGACGGCGUCUCAGAUAUGUCCGCUGCACGUCAUGCCGACCUUCUCUUCGUCAAGAAAAAACCAGGUGCUGACAACGAUCUUGCGGCUUACUGCACGCGUGAGGGAAUCCCACAUUUACUCUUUGAAGACUUCGGCAGAGCGUUGAACGUAGUAAGCCAGGUCAUAGAGGGGAAGUUGACUAUCGAAGAUGUUUUGAAGUUGGUUACCGCGUAACUUUUGAUACAAUGUGGUGAUGUGUCGAGGAGGUAGUUAUACGAUACUGUGUACUGUGGUAUCGAUUACAACGGCUCCCAGGAGGAUGAAUGUCCAAAAUUGAGUUUUCCUUUAAUCUCGUUAUGUUUAAAUAAAGUUAGGGGCAAAUAUCUGAC